AUGACGGGCGAACAACAGCACGAACCACCAGGAAAGCCGACUUUAUUAUCGACGUGUUUCCUGUGUUGCAAACCGAACUUCGUUCCGAAACGACCUCGGAAAGUCGUCCAGGACGUCCUCGCGUCUUUGCAAAAAGACGAGUGGCUCGGUCCGAUUUUUCUUCCCAACGACGUCCACUCCAAACGAGUCCACCAGUCGUGCGGUCUGUGGUGCCCGGAAGUGUAUUACGACCACGAGAAAGAACGACUGAGGAAAUUACCGGACGCGAUUCAACGGUCGAAGAAAAUUCCGUGUCAUAAGUGUAAACAGAAAGGCGCGGCGAUCGGGUGCGUCGUUCCGGAAUGUCCGAGGAGUUACCACUUGAUUUGCGCGCACGACGAUAAGUGCGCGUUUAACACGAGCACGUAUUCGUUGGCGUGCCCGAUGCAUAUUAAACGGUUGACGAGUAAAAACGCAAUCGAGUGGACGAAUUUCGCACUGGAGGAGUUGUUACAUCCCAAAGAGGAGGAGGAGGAUGAAGGAAACGAAGACGCGUUGGAAAGAGAUUCGGAAGACGAGUUUAACGGUGAGAACAAAAGAAACAACGCCUCGAGAUUUAGAGUUUCGAGAACAAUCGCGGACGACGGUAUGUCGUACUUGCCGUUAGCGGCGGCCAGAGCUGGCGCAGAGAUUAAACCGAGAGGGAAUAAAGCCGCGCGAUUCGACCACACGUUCGCGCGAAGUCGCGAGGCUUUGAUUCGUAAAUCCGUCCAAGACGCCGAACGGAGAGAACGGAAACGGAAAGAAAACGAAAUAGACGAGAUUAUUCUACACGCGAACAACGACGAGUUGGCGUUUCACAAACGAGAGAAAAACAGAAAAAUGAAAGAUACGACGCGGAUCGAACGCUUCACCGUCGGAGGCGGGAGUGUAAAUACGGAAACGAACACGUUUGGCCAUCCCGACGGGUGGGAUUCCAUCGCCGGUAACCCGGAGAUUAUACACGCGUUGAAAGAAGUGACCGUUUUACCGUUGUUGUAUCCAGAUAUUUUUAAAGGCGUGGGUGUGAAUAAAGCGCGCGGGAUUUUACUCCACGGCGCGCCUGGGACCGGGAAAACCGCCGCCAUUCGCGCGUUGGUUGGCGCGGUUGCGAAGCAGAAUAUGAAGAGAGUCAACGAAGGCGGCGGCGAAGACCAACAAAAAAUAACCUUCUUUUGUCGCAAAGGCGCGGACUGCUUGGGUAAAUAUUCCGGCGAAGCAGAAAGAACGUUGCGAUUGAUCUUCGAAGAGGCGCAGAAAUGCGCUCCGAGUGUCAUAUUCUUUGACGAAAUGGACGGAUUAGCUCCGAACCGAGCGAACCAAGCGAGCGAUUCGUCCAACAUUCACGCCUCGGUCGUGACGACAUUAUUAUCGUUAAUGGAUGGCGUUUCCGAUCGCGGACAAGUCAUCGUCAUCGGCGCAACAAAUAGACCAGACGCUAUCGAUCCAGCGUUGCGACGUCCCGGUCGGUUCGACCGAGAAAUCUUAUUCUCGUUGCCGAACGAAGACGCGCGAUUCGAGAUUUUAAAAUGCCACACUUCGAAAUGGACGCCCAAACCGCCUACGGAUGCAACAUUGCGUUGGGUCGCGAAGGAAACGAACAACUGCUCCGGUGCCGAUUUACGCGCGACGUGUAACGCGGCGUUGAUCUCAUCCUUGAUGCGGUUUUUGCGAAAUCAAUUGUUAGUGAAUCCUCCGACGAUUACUCGCAACGUUCACAAAGCGAAAAAGACAAAAAACAAACUCCUCAACGAGUGUUUCCAGAGCAGAGACGAGUUAAUGGCGAUGUUUGACCACGCGUUACCGGAGAACGAAACGACUAAGAAACUCAAGAGUUUCGUCACGAAACAGCACGAGACGGACGUCGUUCGUCACGUCGGUCGCGAGUUGACGUUGCGAGGCUGGGACGCGUUGGGCACUCGCGUGGAAGUGUAUUGGUCCCGAGCGAACACGUUUCGUCGGUGCACGAUAUCCUCGUUCGAUCCUACAACUUUGCGACACAGAUGUGAAUACGAUGACGUCGAAGGUUCGAUGUUUCGAAACGGCGAGAAGAUUAUCCGCGAGGAGUGGUUACCUUUGUUUCGUCCCGGGACCCUGGUGAAAAUUUUAAAAGCUGAAGACGAGGAUCGAGAAAUUCUCGACGAGGCGAAACGGAACACGAUUAUUGAAAUCGCCGUUCGCGCGAACGCGUUGAAGAAACGACACAAAGAAAGUUUAGAAUCCUUCGUGUUGGCGCAAAGCAAAGGCGAAGUAAAAGGUGUGGAGCGCGCGGAUUGGAGAGUUGGUUUGGAAAAGCACAGCGGGAACAAGGCGUCCUCGAGAAGGUCGUCGGCGUUCGCGCGCGCGCCGGUUGGAGAGGCGUUACCGAACUAUUUAAUCGGCACGACAAAACUUCACGAAUGCAUAACGUCGGCGUCCAAACCGAUGAAGAAAAUAGGUGGAUCUUUGAGUAAAAUUCUGUUCGCAAACUGUCCGGCGCAAACGUCUUUACUCGGAUUAGCGAGUCUUCAAUUACAGUUGGAUCCGGUGAAAGUCGUGUGUCAAAUCGACUUGGCGUCCAUCCUCGAACGCGGCGACGGCGACGCGUUGAUCGGCACGCAAAGAAUAUUGAGCGAAAACUUGGUGAAAUUAAAAAUCGCCGAAGGCGAAGACGAAGAAGACAACGUCAUUCUUUUGCUCUUACCAAAACUCGAGACGUGGGCGCUCGCCGCCGAGAUGCACGAAAGCGACAGGAUGGAAGGAGGGGGAGGGGGAGGCGUUUUAACCACCUCCAAAGCAUGGGAUUGCGUCGCGCAAACCGUGGACGACUGUCGCGGGCGGGGUAUCGAGAACGUCUUCCUUGCCGCGACGUGUGCGUUUGAUUCGAAACAUUUACCGAAAUCCAUGCGCGCGUUUUUUACGACAAAGACGUAUUCAAAUGUCGGCGACGUGUUGGACUUGGAUGCGUUGAAAAUGAAGUUGGCAGAGAACGUCGUCUCGGCUUCGUUCGUUCCCGUGUUCUUUCGAGAACUUUUACGGUUAGAAGAAGAACAAGAAGAACAAGAAGAGGUUGAAUACGAGGACGAGGACGAUCACGAAGAAGAGGAAGAACAAAAAGAGGAAGAAAAGGAACGCUCCGAUUUCAUCUUACUCAAACGUCUUCAAAAAGAAAACGACGACAUCAGUUCCGAGUUGCGCCUGUUAACCGCGCACUUAGUCCGUUUAGACCGCUUGAAACCGUUUUUUGAGAGCGAAGCUGGCAGGUUUUGGAGAGACGUGGACGCGAACACGUGCUUGUCCUCUCUGGACGAAUUCGUGGAGUCGUUACAGUUGGCGACGGCAAAAAUCACGCGUGGCCGCAAUCCAAAGUUCAUCUUAGGUAACGGGAAGAAGAUGGCGUUGCGAAGCGCCGCCUCGUAUUGCCUAGAUUUGACCGAGGAGUUCAUCGUCGCCAGAGGUUUACGACAAAUGCAAAAGAAAAGCGACGAGACGAAGAAACAGUUGACGAUGUUGAAAGCAGCGGAACCUUUGAACGACGACGACGAGGAUGGAAAAGAAGAACAAGAGAACAAGAAGGAAAAUAAUGUUCAAGUGAAAGCGACGACGACGACGACUCGAAAGCGCAAACGCAGAACAUCUUCCUCUCUCCGUCAUCGCUCUGCGCCAGGAAUAAACGCGACGAUUAAAAUCAAACGUACCGUGUUACAACCGAUACUAAAAGCCGUGGCGGAAAAGAUGAUGUUCGUUACGUCCUCCACGACGACGACACCGACUCAUCUCACCGUCGAAGACGUCUUGCGCGAGAGAGACUCGCUCUCGAUAACUCUCGCUCGCCGCGCGAAGCUCGCCGCCGCGAGAGCCUUCGAGAAGAGAAAACGUUUCUUCUUCGCUUUUGAUAAAACAAACAACGAAGAAGAUACAGACGAAGAAGACCGGAUAGUGAAGAAAAUCAACGAAGAUAGUGCUCGCGAUGAUAGCGACGAUAGCCAUUUAGCUCUCAUCCUCCGUUCCAUGAUGGAUGGUAUUUUAUAA
Bathycoccus prasinos is the source of this 4029-nucleotide messenger RNA. RefSeq lists its product as hypothetical. NCBI's taxonomy places the organism in Eukaryota, Viridiplantae, Chlorophyta, Mamiellophyceae, Mamiellales, Bathycoccaceae. The transcript has a single exon. Gene Ontology annotation, molecular function: ATP hydrolysis activity; chromatin binding; histone binding. Gene Ontology annotation, cellular component: nucleus. Bases 1 to 4029 code for a protein of 1342 amino acids. Gene Ontology annotation, biological process: positive regulation of transcription by RNA polymerase II. The record is from RefSeq and is a predicted model, not a curated record.